GAAGGGGCCGAGACUUUGCAUGUUUUCACUUCUCAGAGAGGAGACGUGACUCAGUCUGUAGAGCGGUACCAAGUGUACGGAGGACAGAGGAGAGGAAGGAGAGUUGUAUCGGCUCAUUUCCUACUUUCACUGCCAUGAAUGAUAUCAAGUUGGCUCUGCUGGGGAGGGAGGGUGCAGGUAAAACAGAGUGGGAGCAGCAGAUGCAUCCUGGAGGAGCCUGUGAACUGGGCAGAUGGAUUCGUGGUGGUGUACGACGUCAGUGACCGAAUGUCCUUCCUCUGCGCCAAAAGCAUCCUGCGGCAGAUCAGAGAGGAGAGCUGCAAGGGACUGGUGGACGCUCUGGUCUUCUUGGUGGGGAACAAGCAGGAUCUGUGUAAUGCUCAGCAGGUACGUGAGGAGGAGGGCUGGUCCUUGGCUCAGGAAGACCGCUGUCACUUCCAGGAAGUGUCUGCAGCAGAAGACUACUUAGAAAUAUCCAACCUCUUCACUAAGCUCAUUCGCCGUGUAAUGGAGAGCCCUAAGCACCGUGCAGACCGCAGACGUUACAGUGGCUCCAAGUCUGUGGCCAAACUCAUCAAUAAUGUCUUUGGUAAAAGGCGGAAGUCUGUCUGAUGGAGGAAAUCAGUGUUUACUGAUGAUAAUGUAUGUGACUAAACACACUCUUUGUCUCCAGACAUUUUGUAUUAGUCAACAAAUAUGUGGACAUAUUCUGCUGAGCAUUUCAAAAUAUCAGUCUUACUGAAACUGAAACAUAAAGAUCCUUCUAAGGGAAAUAAAUAAAGAAUGAAGCUCUCAAACACUCAAGAAUAAAUGUUUCACUUCACUGUCUGUGGCACAAAGACAGUUUGAUAUCUCACAACAAAACCAAUCAGAUUCACUUUCUCUCAGUGAAAACAAUGGGCACUAUAGGUGGGGUCAAAUGCAUGUGAUAUUUCUCAGCUCUAAAUGUGAUUCCUGAAUCUCUCAGAAUUUAUGAUUUUAUAGUUAUAUCUUCUAUUACAGCUGGUUUGCUUUGUGUUAGGAUUAUGUACAAUUAUACCAGUACCUUUUAACAUUUCAUAAUGACAUAUGGUAUACUAAUUUCAAUAAAUCCAUUACAUCUAUGGUGUAAUUUUGUCCAAACA
This is a messenger RNA of Lates calcarifer (barramundi perch), 1124 nucleotides long. It is a transcript of the gene rerglb, whose product is annotated as RERG/RAS-like b. Lineage: Eukaryota; Metazoa; Chordata; Actinopteri; Centropomidae. The coding region runs from base 139 to 612 and encodes 157 amino acids. The transcript has 3 exons. The record is from RefSeq and is a predicted model, not a curated record. Gene Ontology annotation, molecular function: GTPase activity; GTP binding.